CUACCAUAGACAUUUACUUCCUGCCUUUGUGGUACCACAUUUGUUUUCAUUUCAACCCAACUCGUCAAAUUGUCGAGGCAACUGUGUUCCCUGCUCACUGUAAUAGUUCGGUUUAAAAUAGUUGAGUCGCUAAGUUAUAUUCUCAAAAUACUUAUCUAAUUCGUUGAGCUAUUUCAACACGAAAACUGACAUUUACAAGUCUCGUUGAGAUACGCAUUCGUUGCAAUCACCGAGUGUUCCUGCCAGGUGAGCUGCGGGCUCCAUUCAAGCAUAAACUGGAGAUCGAUCCAAAAAUGGCUUCCACGCCCUCCUUAACCAAGCAGAUUGGUAUAAAAAGACUCAGCGACAGGAUUUGACAUAUCAUAUCUCGCAGAAUUAUUGCAUCAUGUCGGUAGAAUACACCAUUGAUAUCCAGCUGACAGAAUUGGGUUUUCCAAUCAUCGGUCAGCCCCAGGAAAGUCUCUCGGCGUCACUUCCAAACUCCUUGCCACCUUGCCACACAACCACAUUGACCCAAAACCCGCACAAAGAAAAUCUACUGGCCAUAGACCAACCGUCGAAACAGCCUGACAAGGAAACGCAGGUGGUGUUGCCAUGUCCGUCACAGAGCACACAGGAAAGAAGCGACACCACUAGCAACUUGCCGAUAUUGAUGUUCCACCCGCAAGUUGUCCUGGUCAAUCCAGCGCAAUCACAUGCUCCCCAACAUCAGGAAGAUGUGCCCAUCAAUCCAGCGCAAUCACAAACCCCCCAACAGAAGGUGGAUAGUGACUCUGAUGACAGUAAUGUGUCGGUGGUCGGAGAUGAGGAGGAGGAGGAGGAGGAUGAUGACGGCGGUGAGGAAGAAGGCCAUAAUAAUGGGUCGACUAACUCCGGCAACUUUGUCUGCAGUGUUUGUGGUCUCAAGCUGCCCUCGGACUUCAAACUCCAGGACCACAUGAACCUUCACACCGGAGCGCGCCCGUACUGCUGCGCUGAAUGCGGCAAGCGCUUCUCUCAGAUCCACAAUUACCGCGUUCACCUGCGCACACAUGCCCAGAAAGUGGAGCGGCCCCACUGCCGCGUCUGCCUCAAGGUGUUCUUCACAAACAAAGCCUUGGCGGACCACGUGACCAGAGCCCACUGGCAGGAUGAGUUCUACGAGUGUGACCUGUGCAAACGUGUCUUCACUUGCGUGGCGGACUGUCAAGACCACAUCAAUUUGCACCAAUCCACGCCGGAUGUCGUCUGUGAAAAAUGUGGCCGCCACUUCGACACUCCAACGUCCCUGAAGCGCCACCGGAUGAGCUCCUGUUACAUCAUCUUUAAAUGCACCGACUGUCCCAAGACCUUCAACAAGAAGGACGCACUUCUUAAACAUAGCUUCUCCCAUCUGGGCUUGUUGCCUUACACUUGCGUCCGAUGCCACCGCCACUUCCGCCUGGCGACGCUUUACCGCCAGCACAAAUGUCAACCGGGACGCAUCCACUGUGUGGCCUGCCUAAGAGAGUUUGUCAGUCAGCGCGACUUCCAGCAGCACAAGAAGGACACCGGCUGUUGGGGAAAGCAGGAGGACAUCGGCGACCAAAUCCGCUGCUUGGAGUGUGGCCUGCGCUUCGCCAAUUCCGACGAGCUGAAGAAACAUGCCGGGGCUCACCAAAGGGUCCUCAAAUGUGCCGAGUGCGGGAAGGGGUUCCGCUCAGCCUUGUUGCUUAUGUCCCACAUGGGCGGCCAUGCUGGUAAUUCUCCCUGUCUUUGUCAAAGCUGUGGGCUUGGCUUCCCGCAUCAGCAAAGCUAUGACAGCCAUCUGAAGACAUGUGGACAAACUCCUCCGCCUGCGGAUGCUCUCAAGAAGCAGCAGGUCCGAAAGAGCUCUUCCUUGAAAAGAAAGCUGGAGACCAGCGACACUAAUAUCGUCCCACGUCCAGCAAGCACUGAGUCCACCGAUGGGCUAAAUAAUCUUGCUGCACCGCUCACAUACUCUCCUGUUCCAGCUGCCUGGCCCGCCUCCGGCGCUGAUCCAGCAGACGGCUGUUGGAAGCUCACUCUAAACAAAACACCUCCGCCCGGUCUUGAUCUGGUCCUACUUGUCCCAGACGGCCUGAGUGUCUCACCCAAUGUCUCACAGAAAGUCCCAGCACAUCCUCAAAAGAUCCUUUGGACCGUAGUCGACGAUACGGACUGUGAACCGCUGGAUUUGUCCAAGAAAGCAUCCAGUCCGCCAGUUCCAUGUGGUCCCACACCAAGUGACAUUCCAGUCAGUGCGGUUAAAAGUGAACAAAUGGAGUUAGAAAUCACCCGAGAGGCGGAGGAGAGGGCGACAUUAAACCACUCGGCUGUUGUGGAUCAUUCGUACUCCACACUGAAAAGUGACAUCAAGGAGGAGCCGUCUUCUCCUGACUCGCAGCCUGCAGACCAGAAUUAGAAAGUGGAGUUUACACCAGUGUGAUCGUACAGACAAAAACAAUGAUUUUGUCUUCUUUUGCUCGGAGGACUAAAUGAGAUAUUGUUUCUUCAACAUUCCUAUUUUUGGCACAUAAUGUUUUGGGUGCGUGCAACAUGGUACUAUUCCAAUUCCUAUGCAAUUAUGUCUUACAAUGUUUCAAUAAGUAGGAACACUGGCUUUUAUUUCCUAUUACUUGCAACACUUGAAAGAAUGUUUGUGUUUAAAAACACCACAUUUACUGUA
Molecule: messenger RNA, 2668 nt
Organism: Entelurus aequoreus (snake pipefish)
Lineage: Eukaryota; Metazoa; Chordata; Actinopteri; Syngnathiformes; Syngnathidae
Product: zinc finger protein 668
Exons: 4
Coding region: 386-2404 (672 amino acids)
Biological process (GO): regulation of transcription by RNA polymerase II
Cellular component (GO): nucleus
Molecular function (GO): DNA-binding transcription factor activity, RNA polymerase II-specific; RNA polymerase II transcription regulatory region sequence-specific DNA binding
Source: RefSeq, a predicted model, not a curated record